Rubroshorea leprosula is the source of this 475-nucleotide messenger RNA. NCBI's taxonomy places the organism in Eukaryota, Viridiplantae, Streptophyta, Magnoliopsida, Malvales, Dipterocarpaceae. The record is from the annotation of a GenBank genome assembly.
AUUAUAAGAAUGAGCUUAGAGAGACAACAUGAGAGAAGAAGAGAUGGAUAACGGCUUGUCCUGGGCUGAUCAAUGGGAUUACAACGAUGAUCCUCCUCCACAAUCGUCAGAAAAUGAUAAGAAGAAGAAGGAUGGAUCGGACAAGAGCAAGUUUGGGAAGUCAUUGCUAACUUUCAAGUGGGUAAAAGAGUUUCGCAAGAAGUCUCAGAAAUAAAAUGUGUUUCUGCUGCUGCAAACAAGGAGUCUCCCAUUCAAUGUUCAACUUAAUGAUCCUAAUGGUCUCAUUUUCCGAGAUGUUGAGUCAUAAGCCAUGUUCCUUUAUGCAUUAAUUUGUGAUAAUAUGACAUUAUGUUUCGUUUUCAUUGAUUGCAUCUGACAUCUGAUUUCAGCUUCAUAUUGUAAUCAGGAGGAGGUAUUGUUAAAUGUUAUGGGAAUGUAUUGCACCCCCUUUACAACCACGACUAUACAUAUUGUG